Molecule: messenger RNA, 2108 nt
Organism: Cherax quadricarinatus
Lineage: Eukaryota; Metazoa; Arthropoda; Malacostraca; Decapoda; Parastacidae
Gene: ScsbetaA
Product: Succinyl-coenzyme A synthetase beta subunit, ADP-forming
Biological process (GO): succinyl-CoA metabolic process; tricarboxylic acid cycle
Cellular component (GO): succinate-CoA ligase complex; mitochondrion
Molecular function (GO): metal ion binding; succinate-CoA ligase (ADP-forming) activity; ATP binding
Source: RefSeq, a predicted model, not a curated record
UGAUAAGGUAUGAGGAUGUGUUAGAGAUGUCAGUGAUCCAGCAGCUCUCACUCAGACUCUCAGCUGAGGCUGAACGGUCCCAGCAGCAAGAUGGCGGCGGUAAUGUACCGGGGAUUUAUCUUUGCUGAGAAUCUUCUAGCUAGGAGAGCAGCUCAGAUAGUAAACAGUGCAGCAGUUGGUCCUCUGGCUGGAAUUCAACAAAGGCGUCACUUGAAUGUUCAUGAACAUGUCAGCUUCUCACUCCUGAAAAAAUCUGGCAUUCCUGUUCCUGGAUUUGGUGUUGCCCAUACUAAAGAAGAAGCUGUUGAAAUAGCCAACCAACUGGAUUCUACUGAUGUUGUUGUUAAGGCUCAAGUUCUCGCUGGUGGGCGUGGAAAAGGCAAUUUUAAGGGUGGUUUUAAAGGUGGCGUUAAGUUAGUUUACUCGGCAGAAGAAGCUGGAGAAGUGGCAUCAAAGAUGAUUGGGGAUCAGCUUAUAACCAAGCAAACUGGUGCAAAAGGAGUUCCCUGCAACAAGGUCAUGGUGUGUGAACGGAAAUUUCCACGUCGCGAGUUCUACUUGGCUAUCAUGAUGGAGAGGUCUUUUGGUGGGCCAGUCAUCAUUGCAUCAGCCCAAGGAGGUAUCAACAUAGAAGAAGUGGCACAAGAGGAUCCAGAGUCCAUCAUUAAAGUCCCCAUUGAUAUUGUUGAAGGUAUCACAGAUGAGAAGGCAGAGAACCUUACAAAAUGGCUGGGCCUUGAUACUCACUUGGAAGAAACUGUGGGUGUUAUUAAAUCUCUGUAUAAUGCAUUUAUAACAUAUGAUGCAUCUUUGAUAGAAAUCAAUCCGUAUGCAGAGGAUACCUAUGGCAAAUUGUAUGCUCUUGAUGCCAAGAUGAAAUUUGAUGACAAUGCAGAAUUUCGUCAGAAAGAGGUAUUUGAUGAACGUGAUUGGUCACAAGAAGAUGCUAAGGAAGUUGAGGCUGCAAGAUACAACCUAAAUUACAUUGCCCUUGAUGGCAACAUUGGAUGUCUGGUUAAUGGUGCAGGCUUGGCCAUGGCCACUAUGGACAUUAUUAAGUUGCAUGGUGGAUCUCCUGCAAAUUUCCUGGAUGUUGGUGGUGGAGCAACAGCUGAACAGGUCAAGGAGGCAUUCAAGAUUAUCACUGCAGAUCCAAAUGGCACCAAUGUAGAUGAUGCAAAAGCACUUAUGGCUAUGUCCAACCUCAGAAUGCUUCCCUGUGACAAUCUUGAUGAUGCUGCAAAGAUGGUAGUCAAACUUUCAAACAUUAUUACCUUAGCAAAAUCUGCAAAUAUUGACGUUAAAUUUGAAAUUCCUGUGUAGAUUGUGAGAAAAUCUAGGUUACCAUAGCUAUAUAUAUGGCUUUAAGUUAACUAUUCAUUAAUAAAACUCUUUAAGCUAAUGCUGCUGGUAAUCAAAGAAGUUACAAGAAUUGCCAAUCAUUAGAUGUUGUAUUAGGUAUUUAUUUUUACCAUUCAUAAAUAAGCAUGUGUGCUUGUUAUAAAUGGUAUUUGUAAAUUUGUGUACAUUGUUUUUGCACUUGUAUAUUAUUAUUUCUCUAUCAGCUAGGUGGGUGACUGCAACAUCAGUCUAUAUGGUACUUAUAUUGCGUAUGUGAAUUUUUUCUAUACAUUAUUAUAACUUCUGUUAGAUUUAACAAAAGAUCUCUUUUUGUCAUUUUAUUUUGGUCUUACACUUGUGUGCUGAGAAUCAUUUAUGAUGCUAAAAUACAAUGCAUUAAACAUGUAAUAAAUGAGUUUAACCAAUAACAAUAUCAUACAGUAAUUCAGAUAGCCAUAUUGCAAAAUUUACAUUAAUUUGAUUUUAAGGGAUAUAGUAUAUAUAUUUAACAAUUUGGUUUAGGGGAUACACACAUUUAAAAUUAUAAAUAACUAUAUAUAUUUUUAUUUGCUUCAGAACAAAUUUUUUCUGUAAUGAUAUAGAAAUGUUUCAUAUAUACAAAUAUUUAUGUAUAUAUACACUUGUAUAUGCUGUAUAUUAUAAUUAUCUCACUGUAUCAUGACAUUAUCCAUGUAUAAUAUGGAUGAAAUUAUGAUACAAGGAUAAUGAAGUAAAUGGCUUCUUUAUUAAAUAGAAAUGACAAAACA